Boeremia exigua is the source of this 1253-nucleotide messenger RNA. RefSeq lists its product as uncharacterized. The transcript is spliced from 4 exons. Bases 282 to 1253 code for a protein of 323 amino acids. The record is from RefSeq and is a predicted model, not a curated record. Lineage: Eukaryota; Fungi; Ascomycota; Dothideomycetes; Pleosporales; Didymellaceae.
CAACACUACCUCGCCCUCAAACCGAACCGUUACCUGUAUCUACGCCUGGAGGUCGACUGAUUCCAACACGAGGGGCGCAUUUGAGCACCGAUCAGUAGUGUGAUGGUUCAUCAGAACACAGUCUUGAACGUCGUGAGCAUUAUAGAGAACGUGAGUAUCAGUACGACAUCAGAACAUCACGAACGCUACCGCGAUCAUUUAAACAAAGGAAUCACAGAUCGGUUGCACUACUGAUAAAAAAUGAGGAACCAGACUUCUCAGUGCCAACUUUGGAUCGAAAGAUGGAAGGAGAGCCAACCUCGCCAUUGAACCCUGCCGAGACCGGAGCUCUCCCUUUUCCAAAACCUAGACCAGAGCAUCCACUGCGUUUAGCCUGUUUGCCCGUAUCGGAGCGUUAUGCACCUCAGCCCGAGGCUCCGUUUCAAAUGGAGAAGCCAACGUCGCCACGUGUGAAUCGGUACGCUAACCCUUUUGGCCUCGACGCUGAUGAGCUCGCCUCCAGAGGGCUGCAUCCACCACGGCUCUUUCUGUCUUUGCAACAAGCUAAACGUCGUCGAGCGCUCCAAGAACCUUUGACACCAGAAAACAUUGAUAAGGUCGUAGAACGCAGUUGGCGAGAGGACCUGGGAGAGUUACAAUAUCGCCAAGAUUGUAUGGAAGAGGAUACGGUACCUACAGUCUCACGGAAGCACAAAAAAUCCAUGAGAGAGCUCGAGUCGCGUACCUCCAAAUGCUUCAGUGAAGCAACUCGCCCAACUAUGGGGAAGAGGGAUGUUAGAACUUCUAGAGAUAUUGCAGGAAGUUUCCAGACCUUCCCUGGUGCCAGGCCUCACCUGCCAGUGAACCUCGACUGGAUCGGAAGUAAAGGUACUUGCGAGAAAGUCGAAAGACUUAAGAUUUCCUCCCGCACUGAGCGUAGCAGACUCUCUGGGUCACUUGAGGGAAACGACGAGACCUUCUCCCGUAUCGUACAGGUCGAGCACGACAGUUUAUUUACGCGUAACACGCCACUUGAUCCAGCGCAUUUGAUUGAGAAGAUUGAGGGCACUCAUAUCACCGAAGGGUUGCAUGUCCAAAGUACUCGGUUACAAAGAGUCAGACGACCGUACGUCAAGAAAACAAAUUCAAACUCUGGAUCACACCCUGUGAGCAGGGUGUUGGGAGAUCUCUGGAGGGUAUGGUAUGAGAGACGAGAAUAUGAGGCAAGUGACCCAGGAGAGUCGACGAUGACCACCCGUGCUUCACAGUACUAA